Penicillium coprophilum is the source of this 1089-nucleotide messenger RNA. RefSeq lists its product as uncharacterized. The record is from RefSeq and is a predicted model, not a curated record. The coding region runs from base 1 to 1089 and encodes 362 amino acids. The transcript has 2 exons. Lineage: Eukaryota; Fungi; Ascomycota; Eurotiomycetes; Eurotiales; Aspergillaceae.
AUGUCCCCAACAGGUAACAAGCUUAUCACUAACCCCUCCAGCCUAGCAAACCUCCAUCUAAACCACUGCUACAAGGAAGCUAGCACCAGCCGGUGGCAACUACAAGCCCUCUUCCAGUCAUUCUUGGAGGGCAGAUCGGCUGAUACCUUGCUUGCCGUUCAAGAACGACGACUUCUCAUUUCCUGGGACCUUAAGGCUAUUCACCACCUGAGGAGAUGCUUGAGGGCAUGGAUUUUAGAUCAGGUCCCAGGUGACGCGAUCGGUGCAUUCCUCGUGACUAUCUUUCUAUGCCGAGGACGCUCACCCGAAUACACCAGCCCAUGGCAAGAGUGUCUCUGGAUGCUCCGAUACCACGAGAGAUUUCCCCCUCACAUCCCUACACCGCUGCCAGCUGAUGCGAGAUGGCCCCUCUUCAUGGGUGCCCUCAGUGACCCGGAGCUUGAAGACCUCAUGGACAGGCUAGGAGACGGCGAUGACCAUGCAGGGGGAUAUUCGCCUCCUCUGUUCACUGGUGUGCGUGAGGAAGAUAUUCCUAUCAUCCAGGCGUUCCGGAGAUUCAAUCUUCACAAGAAUGAUUUCUCCGAAGACUUUCCUCUGCCCGAGUCUAGGACCGAUCGGAUUGAACAUACAUCGCAUCAGACUAAUAGAUUACAGGAUAAGCCUCUCCCAUCCAUUCCCAUUUUCACUCCCGUGAGAAAGCCUCUCCGAGCCAUACCCAUUGACAAGGCUCUUCCCCAUAAUCCUCUCCUUCCCCUUCCUCCACUUUCACGUCCAGCAAGCCCAAAUUUCUCAUCUGUGCGUGUGUCGACAUUUCCAUCAGGAAUGAGGCCUAAAGUUCAAGGGGCAGACUGUAUACCAAGCGGAAAUGCUAACAUCGAGCAGAGAAAGGAUAAGACUGGGCUGCAAUCGUCCGCGACGUCUCGCCUGAAGUCGACACCUUCCGUUAACCUCAACCAACAGGCUCCUCAUCCUUCAGACAUCACUUAUAUUCCCUGUUAUAUACAUCAUAAUGCUUCCCCGGCCCCUCCUAGGCUGAAAAGGAAAGCAGCGCUCGAAGACUUACGCAAGGCUCGAGAGCAAGGUGGUUGA